Messenger RNA from Coprinopsis cinerea okayama7#130, 1137 nucleotides. RefSeq lists its product as hypothetical. Lineage: Eukaryota; Fungi; Basidiomycota; Agaricomycetes; Agaricales; Psathyrellaceae. The transcript has 7 exons. The coding region runs from base 1 to 1137 and encodes 378 amino acids. Gene Ontology annotation, molecular function: chromatin binding. The record is from RefSeq and is a predicted model, not a curated record.
AUGGCGCCCCGCAGCAGAGGAAAGGCGAAAGAAAAAAAGGGAAGGGGCAGCCUGAUGGUCGAAAAAGUCCCUACAGAUGACGAAUGGGCCCGAAUGGCAAAGUUUGGUUCAUUCACAGUCUCGGACGACGACGAUGUGCUUCACCAGUUUCCGAGAGGUUCGACGGCGACUGUGCUUCCGAGCCACUGUUCUCCAGGGGAAGAUACGCCUUCUCAUGACUAUUGGGUGGCCAGGAUCAGGGACAUCCGCGCUCGGGUGGACGAAGUUGGCGAGAAUGAAGUGUGGGUCAGGGUGCAGUGGUAUUAUGGGCCGAGCGACGUUGCGGGUGUCCUAAAGUCGUUUAAUACCAAACCAUGCGGCAAGUAUGAACGCAUAUUGUCUGACCAUUUCGACUAUGUCGCGCCAGAGGCCUUCAACGAGGUUGUCAAUGUGCAUCAACUACGCGAUGAUGACCCCGAACAACCUUAUAUCGACCGCGACUCUUUCUAUUCAAGAUAUGAAAUCGAACGACAAGCCCGGAGACUGAAGCCAAAACCAGGUACGAACUCCUGCGUCUGCGCAAAACCAUAUAACCCCGACGACCCAUCUGAAGCCUCUCUCAUGCACUUUUGCCCGCGCCCCCGCUGUCGAAAGUGGUAUCACCGCACAUGCCUCGUCAAACAAGGAUCUCGAGAGACUUGCACGGCACGCUCUCGAAGUUUACGCCUGAUAUCCACGUCGCCUGAUGACGACCAACCUAUGUCUCUAUCCGAACGAAUACCCAUGCCUCCCUCGAAGCGGACGCGACACUCGCACGGGGGAAAUGGUACCACCAAGUCGGACGAUGUCGAUCCGACUGUUGCCUCUGCACUGGACCAGGUACCGGAUGGGCUGGUACUUGUGUCCGAGCAACCCAUCGUACGCGGGGCGUUGUACGAGCGGGGAGGUGUUUCGGGGAAUGUCAGAGCAGUGGUAAAUGCAAGGCGACUCGUGUAUGAAGCUCUGGCAGGGAAAACUACACCCUCCAAUUGGGAAGAAUUGGUUCUGGGAGCCCCAGGAUCAGAGUCGUCGUCCACCCUGGACGAUACUGUGGUUAAGAUCAAGGGCAAAAGGACAAACCCAUCCCUCCUCUGUCCUGAAUGUUCGAGCGCCAUCUAA